This is a messenger RNA of Photinus pyralis (common eastern firefly), 825 nucleotides long. Its product is annotated as ras-related and estrogen-regulated growth inhibitor-like. Bases 1 to 456 code for a protein of 151 amino acids. Gene Ontology annotation, molecular function: GTPase activity; GTP binding. NCBI's taxonomy places the organism in Eukaryota, Metazoa, Arthropoda, Insecta, Coleoptera, Lampyridae. The record is from RefSeq and is a predicted model, not a curated record. The transcript has 3 exons.
AUGGCCGGUCCUAAAAAGGAUGGCUGCCUAUACGAACACAUCCGUUGGGGAGAAGCUUUCGUGAUCGUCUAUUCUGUGAACGACAGACACAGCUUUCGUGAAGCGCGAGAGCUUUUAGGUCAAUUAUCGAAGUUAAAAUUACCGUCGUAUUACACAAGCCUUCUGUUAGGAAAUAAACGAGAUUUAGACCAUUGCAGACAAAUCUGCGUCGAUGAUGGACACGAACUCUCUCUACAAUAUGGGUGCCAGUUUUACGAGGUCAGCGCCGCCGAAAACUUCGCCGGUGUAUCCUUAGCCUUUCAGUCUCUACUAAGGGAAGCGAAAUCCGUACAGUUACUAAAAUCGUUACCAAUUCGAAGAAAGCUAGGAGUGAACAGCGUAUCUAAAGUGUUGGGGAACAUCUUCGGCAAGAACUCCAAAGGUGACCGAAAAAAGCGACCCUCACUAAGUAUAUAAAUAAAUUUGCGAAACACCGAUAGGUACAAAAAACGUUUCUAUAAAUUAAAGUUCCUUCCCGUUUAUUCAUAAGCAUUAAUGUAUAUGUUACAUAUAUGAAACUGCCUGAAAAAAUGUGAUACAAAUUGAUUAAAUCAAAAUUCUUAUUUAUUAGUGCGUAUUUUAUGAAGAUGUAGCAAUUAACAAUAACCAUAGUAGUCUAGAUGUAGGUUCAAUGUAAUAAUCGAUCUCAUGUUAAAAAUAUGGAUUAUCUAAAAUUAUAUCAUUUAGAAAUGUUGUAAAUAAGACGUACACAAUUGAAUACUAAAAAUAAUACACUAUAGUGUACCUGUAAAUAUUUAGCAUACUUUUUAUACUAAUGUAAGGAAA